CGAAAACCAGGCGUCCGUUGAAAUGAUUCGCGAAACAGAAGAGAAAUUCGUCGCUUUUAACUCUCUCAUCUGAUGCAGCAUAAGGAAGAGAACGAGGAGAGAAGAUGGCAGAAGACGAUAACAAACCCAACGGCGUUUCAAUGGACUCUGAAGAAAAUCCGCGUCUGAUCGCAAUCGAGCAGAUGGAAAAUAACUACAAUCAUCGAGAAGAGACCUUGUACGGAGUCUUCAAUCACCUCUUCGCCGCCGUCUUUUUCCCCGAUCCCAGCGCAUCUUCCCUCCCUCUAAUCCAACGGCUCAGAAAUGCCUUCUCUGAGAAAUCCCCUUCUCUGAAAGAAGCUACUAGAAACUCCACUCGGAAGCUGCUUGUCUGGACUAGGCGCGGCAGCCCCUUGCGUGCUCUCCUCGUCAUAUCGGUUGGGACGAUCACGCUUCUAGCCUUGACGGGAUUAAUGGUUUUCAUGCUUUUCUUUCAGGCAGCAACAGUCAACGCCAUUGUCAUCUCUUUGCUCAUGUCCUUGGCAGCGGCUGGAGGUUUCUUAGCUAUCUUCUUCGCCUGCUUAACGGGAAUCUACAUCAUGGCAUUAUCAGUGGCCGUUUUCGUUAUUUCCACUACAACCAUCUCCACAAUCAUUGCGGUUAUUAUAGCUACAGGGUGGAUUGGGUUCUUCUCGAGUCUCUGGCUAGCUGCCAACAAAGGUCUGGACCUCACCAAACACUCUCUGGCCAUGACCAGGUCGGCAAUCUUUGCAUAUUCUACCUCUCGACAUGCUCGCCGGCAUGGCCUGCCAAAUGAAGCUAAGUAGUUCCAGAUACUAGUGCUCUAAAUGGUACAAUGCUUCGCAUCUCAUAUAAAUAAUCUCACUCUAUGCUUGUGCCUUCUUUGUAUAUGUGGUGGUGAAUGCAUGUUUCUUGUUUACAUGGACAUGAGUGAAAUCAAAUGCGUGCUUUCAAUUUUGUCUA
Magnolia sinica is the source of this 963-nucleotide messenger RNA. RefSeq lists its product as uncharacterized. Lineage: Eukaryota; Viridiplantae; Streptophyta; Magnoliopsida; Magnoliales; Magnoliaceae. The transcript has 3 exons. The coding region runs from base 105 to 806 and encodes 233 amino acids. The record is from RefSeq and is a predicted model, not a curated record.